AUGGAAUAUUAUACAGAAAUACAAAAUGAGCUAAAAUAAAAGUAUAAUCAACACUAUAAUCUAUAUUAGGUAUAUUAAUUUGUUUAUUAUUAGAAAUAAUAAUUAGAACACAAAGUACUAUGCUAUAAAAAUAAUAAUGAGGAUCCUCUUAAAUAUCAGUAAUGUAUUGAAGAUUUAAAUACAAGAAUGAAUAUGAAUUCAACUACACUUAGAAAUAGAUUUAAUUAAAUUGAAAUUGAUGAUAAAGAUUGUUAAGGUAAAUGUUAUGAUGAUUCUAAAUGCAUUUAACGAUGUUAAGAAUAAUCAAGAAAAAAAGCAAUUUAAUUAUAAGAAUAAUUUUAUAAAUUAAUGUUAUAAGAAAAUCCAGAAUACAAAAAAUUGUAAUGA
Molecule: messenger RNA, 387 nt
Organism: Paramecium pentaurelia
Lineage: Eukaryota; Ciliophora; Oligohymenophorea; Peniculida; Parameciidae
Source: the annotation of a GenBank genome assembly